UUAACCACUUGCUGUCUGCCUGCUGUUUAUAAAUGGCAGGGCGGUGGCACUCCAGGGGCGGGUUGCCAUUCAUAAAUGGCACCCACCAUUUCUAGCUGUGCUCGCUCCCUGGGAGCGCGCAGCACUGCGAUCCGGUGCCCGCUGGGUCCUCCGGAAACAGUGAAACAGCGAUCGUCGGACGGAACGUCUGUACGAGGUCCCGAUCAUGUGAUCACUGAUAGGCCAAUUAGUGAUCACAUGCAAAGUAGUAAACACGAUGUCACUUGUGACAUCAUUGCUUACUACGUGUGAAAUCUGUGAAUGAUGACAGAGGUCACAUGGUACAAGGCUAUUCACAACAGCCUUGUACCAUGUGCCAAGCUGUGACCAAUCACAGCUCACUCAGUAGUUCUCAUUGGCUGCAAGAAUGCAGACAGAGAGAAAGAGAAAUGGUUGCUUUUACAUCCUAUAUGGG
Messenger RNA from Staurois parvus, 454 nucleotides. NCBI's taxonomy places the organism in Eukaryota, Metazoa, Chordata, Amphibia, Anura, Ranidae. The record is from the annotation of a GenBank genome assembly.